Verticillium alfalfae VaMs.102 is the source of this 471-nucleotide messenger RNA. Its product is annotated as glucose-repressible gene protein. The record is from RefSeq and is a predicted model, not a curated record. Lineage: Eukaryota; Fungi; Ascomycota; Sordariomycetes; Glomerellales; Plectosphaerellaceae. Bases 91 to 306 code for a protein of 71 amino acids. The transcript has 2 exons.
ACAUCUUUCUUUUCUCCAUCAACAACUACUACUCUACAACCAAGCAACACUCAACCCAACCAACCCCAAACAACCAACCCAACCUUCAUAAUGGAGACUGUCAAGAACGCCGCCAACUACGUCGCUGAGACCGUUCAGGGCGCCGGUGCCACCGCUUCCAAGGAGGCCAACAAGGAGGUCGCCAAGGACAACAACGCCAGCCUCGGCACUCGUCUCUCCGCCGGCAAGGAUGCCGUCGGUGACAAGUUCGACGAGACCAAGCACAACACCCAGGCUGAUGUCCACAAGGAGUCUGCCAAGCACUAAGCAACUCCUCUUCACGAUGAUGAUACCCCUACCCUCCAUCAGGGCGGCAAUGGUCACGAAGGCGUAAUGGAACUUUUGGAAUGAGGGAGCGAUUGAGCACGAGCACACAGUCUGAGGACAAGAUCCUAGAUAGUUUACCCGCAAUUCAUACACUUCCCACAAUUG